AUGUCUGACGACGAUUUCAUGCAGGAGUCGGAUGACGAACAGUAUGAUUUCGAAUACGAAGAUGACGACGAGGAGGAAUCGGGUGACGUCGACAUCGAGAACAAAUACUACAAUGCCAAGCAGAUGAAGGGCUCCGAACCCGAAGACGCCAUAACCGAGUUCUUGGGCAUACCAGAGCUGGAGAGCGAAAAGGGCGACUGGGGUUUCAAGGGUCUCAAGCAAGCCAUCAAGCUGGAGUUUAGGCUUGGCAAGUACGAUGACGCAGUUGAGCACUAUACCGAGCUUCUGACCUAUGUCAAGUCGGCCGUUACACGAAACUACUCCGAAAAGUCCAUUACGAACAUGCUGGACUUUGUUGAGAAGGAGGCAGGAAAUGGGCAGGCACAAAAGUGCCUUGAGAAAUUCUACUCAUUGACUUUGGAUUGUUUCCAAAGUACCAAUAACGAGCGACUCUGGCUAAAGACAAACAUCAAGCUCGCAAAGCUGUUGCUGGAUCGAAAGGACUAUCUCACGGUCACUAAGAAGCUUAGAGAGCUCCACAAAGCAUGCCAAAGAGAAGAUGGCACCGACGAUCCUAACAAGGGUACAUACUCUCUCGAGGUGUAUGCCUUAGAAAUUCAAAUGUAUUCGGAAACACGAAACAAUAAGCAGCUCAAGGCUUUGUACCAAAAGGCUCUCAAAGUCAGAUCCGCUGUGCCCCACCCUAAAAUCAUGGGCAUCAUUCGCGAGUGUGGUGGGAAAAUGCACAUGAGCGAGGAGAACUGGGAGGAUGCACAGAGCGACUUCUUCGAAUCAUUCCGCAACUACGACGAGGCUGGGUCUCUGCAGCGCAUACAGGUUCUGAAGUACCUGCUUCUGACCACUAUGCUUAUGAAAUCGGAUAUUAACCCCUUCGACUCACAAGAGACAAAGCCAUACCGCAACGAUCCGCGGAUCGCCGCCAUGACUGAGCUUGUCGAUGCAUAUCAACGAGACGACUUGCAUCAAUACUCCAAGGUGCUUCAGUCAAACCAGGACAUUCUAGGAGAUCCCUUUAUUGCCGAGAACAUUGAUGAAGUGACCCGCAAUAUGCGCACCAAGGGCGUGGUCAAGCUCAUUGCACCUUACACACGCAUGAAGCUGGCCUGGAUAGCCCGCCAAUUGAAGAUCCCCGAGAUCGAAGUACAAGACAUUCUCGGAUUUCUGAUUGUGGAUGGCAAAAUUGACGGCAAGAUUAACCAACAAUCUGGAACCUUGGAAAUUGAGUCUGGCGGCGAUGCCGAGCGCGUAAAAGCCAUUGGUAACUGGGCAACAUCACUUACGAGCAUGUACAACACCAUUUUUGAGGGAGAUGGUCUCAAGCAGAUCGAGUCUCAAGGUCCAGAGACCAUCGAAACUGUUAAGAAGAAGAUGGAUGUGAUGUUGGAUCCUUCCAUGGGCAUGAAAAGAGGCGAACGAACAGCACGGCGAGCUCCUCAGUUUUGA
Molecule: messenger RNA, 1464 nt
Organism: Pestalotiopsis fici W106-1
Lineage: Eukaryota; Fungi; Ascomycota; Sordariomycetes; Amphisphaeriales; Sporocadaceae
Product: COP9 signalosome complex subunit 2
Exons: 2
Coding region: 1-1464 (487 amino acids)
Biological process (GO): protein deneddylation
Cellular component (GO): COP9 signalosome
Source: RefSeq, a predicted model, not a curated record